Molecule: messenger RNA, 588 nt
Organism: Pochonia chlamydosporia 170
Lineage: Eukaryota; Fungi; Ascomycota; Sordariomycetes; Hypocreales; Clavicipitaceae
Exons: 1
Coding region: 1-588 (195 amino acids)
Source: RefSeq, a predicted model, not a curated record
AUGACAACUUUCCCCAACACCUCACAAGUCUCUCCAAACUCUGAACCAUCCACCAACAUCACACCACAUACUAAACCUGUCCGCCCUCCUCAGGCUCCCCAACCAUCCGUCACGCAACUCAUCGAAACCCUCAACUCCCACCGCGUCAACACCCUCACCGAACUCUGCCGCAUCGAACGCAUAGCCGCAACAUGCAGCAACCCCAACGACGCAAAGGCCUUCCAAAAGCCCAUGACCACCGCAUGGAUCCACUACGUGACCUCGCAGCAGCUCGUCACCGAGCUCCGCGGCCUCACGCCAAACUACCCCAUCACGGGAGACCUGGUCCGCGACGCGUACAGCCGCGUGCGCGAAGACCCCAACAGCAACCGCUCCUGGAACCUGGCCUGGCUGUGCUUGACGAAGAUGAAGGACGACGGGCUGGUGGCUGCGUACGCGGCUCUCGAGGCCAUGAAGCCCGAGAUGUGGGGGAACAAGAUACCCUCUGCCGAGGAUGUUGCGCAGCUGGCUAAUUGCUUUGAGGGUGAGUGGAUGGCGGCGGUGGACAUGAUGUUGCGACACUGGGCGAGGGAGCCUACCUGGUGUUGA